Messenger RNA from Nomascus leucogenys (northern white-cheeked gibbon), 2760 nucleotides. It is a transcript of the gene GSTCD, whose product is annotated as glutathione S-transferase C-terminal domain containing. NCBI's taxonomy places the organism in Eukaryota, Metazoa, Chordata, Mammalia, Primates, Hylobatidae. The record is from RefSeq and is a predicted model, not a curated record.
AGUGACGUUAUUUCCCUUUUUCCGGUCCGCCGGAUUAUGAAUGACGGCUGGCGCGAGUAUUUUCCAGAUAAACUGGCUGUCGUUUUUCUCCUGGCCUCUGUGGAAGCGAGUGGUCUGCAGGCAGCAGCUCUCAGAGGCAGCCUUGGAAUUCCAGCGCGGGCUGGGCGGGAAGGCGCAGGCGGCCCAGGUCGCCGACACGCUCACGCACCCUCCCUGCCUGGCCGCGCCUCUGCGACCAGGUGACCCAAUGAAAGAAGAAAAUGAAAGCCAUAAAGAAAAGUCUUACAGAAGAAGAAUACCUAUACCUGGACUUUUCUCACCAAACAAAAGGAUGCAUCUUUCCUCUUCAUACAUCUGUAACUUUAUUUCUGUUAUCUUACUGUGACUGUAAAAUCUUUAAAAUUUGCUUAGUUGUCACCAAAGAAGUGAGUACAGAUAGUUCACUACUAAGAGAUGAUCUGAUCCAGGAUGUUGAAAUACAGAUUAUUUCAAGGCAGGAGCUCCCACCAAUAGUCCAGAAUUGCUGUUUGCCUGCAGUAGUAGAACGAUCAGACAAUUUUUGUAGAGCAGGACUUGCUGUUGUAUUGAGACACAUAAUCCAGAAAUCCUGUGAAGCAGACCCCUUAAAGAAGGAACUUUUGGAACUUCUGGGCUUUAAAAAGACUUGCUUGAAAGCCUGUGCUGAAGUUAGUCAGUGGACCAGGCUAUGUGAACUCACCAUCCCUUUGGCUAUUGAGAAUUUUCUCAGAGACUCUUCUGACCAGCCCCCAACUAUACCUAUAGAAAUACUACAGCUAGAGAAAAAGCUUAGUGAGCCUGUUAGAGUGCAUAAUGAUGAUAAACUCCGCAGGCAGAAGCUCAAGCAACAGAAGGCUGAUGGAGUUGGGCCUCCCCUUACUAAGGGAAAGGCAAAGAGCAAGGUCCACACACAGGAAACAUCUGAAGAGUUGGAUUCUUCAUUCGAGAGUCUGGAACUGAAAGUGGCAUUCUCAAAGCUCACAGUACAGGAAGAACCAGCUACUACCAACAGAGAGCCUUCUCACAUCAGAAAAGCAAAAGCCUCCGACCUUCCACCUCUGGAGCAUGUGUUUGCAGAAGGGCUUUACUUCACUCUGGCAGAUAUUGUGCUCUUGCCCUGUAUCCAUCAUUUCUUGGUAAUUAUCAGCAGGAAAUUUUCUGAGAAGCUGGUAGAAUUUCCAUUGCUAGCGUCUUGGUACCAGAGGAUUCAGGAAGUGCCAAGAGUAAAAACAGCAGCUUCUAAGUGUGGGAUCCAAUUUCUCCAUUUACCAAAGUUGUUGACAACCUCAACUGAACAGCAUCCAAACUUAAGUGAAGUCCCAGAUGUAGAAGAGCAAAGCGAUCCUUUAUUUAUAGGAGGACCAAGACCAACCAUGGCCAAGUUAAUGGAAAAGGGCAUUGAAGUGAUGUUUUCUCCCCACCCUUGCCCUACUUGGACUCUUGAUUGGAAUGUUCUCCCUGCAGCAGUCAGCCCAAAGGAAGGUAAAAUGUCCAGUGAUCGAGCUUUGAGAAAGCAGCAACAGUUGAACAACCUUGUCUAUGUGGUAACAAAUCAGGCCAAACCUGGUGACAGAAUUGUGGAUUUCUGCAGCGGUGGGGGCCAUGUUGGAAUUGUCCUUGCUCACAUGCUGCCAUCAUGUCAGGUUACAUUAAUAGAAAACAAGGAAUUAUCAUUAAUUCGUGCUAAGAAGAGAAGUGACGAACUGGGUUUAAGCAACAUUUGGUUCAUUCAAGCAAAUAUGGAAUAUUUUACUGGGAUGUUUAAUAUUGGAGUAGCAUUGCAUGCUUGUGGAGUGGCAACAGACAUGGUGAUUGAGCACUGUAUCAAAACACGGGCUUCCUUCGUCACAUGCCCUUGCUGUUAUGGUUUCAUUCAGAACACCUCAAAGUUCAAUUUUCCAAAAAGUGAACAAUUCAAGAAAACUUUAUCAUACAAGGAACACAUGAUUCUGUGCAGAUUUGCAGACCAGACAGCUGUCCAGCUCCCACCCCAACGAAGGCUCAUAGGAAAACAGUGCAUGUGCUUGGUGGAUAUGGAUCGAGCAAGAGCUGCAGAAGAAUGUGGAUACUCCGUUCAAGUGAUAUCCAUGGAGCCAGAGAGCUGCUCUCCCAAAAAUAACAUGAUUGUGGGAGUCCCCAUUUAAAAUGAGACAUUCACAUUUGAUAUUUUGCCAUCUGUCUUCACGUUGGAUGCCCAGUGGCAUUCAGGAGGUUCUUGGCAUAACUAGGAAACAGCAUUAGCCAUCUUGAACCUAUUGUGCUCAGGAAGGAAAGCAACAGGGAAAUCUUGGAAGUAAAGGCUCCCUGCAAAGCAUCACAAAUGCUCUUACAACGUGUGAUUAAAGGACUGCUGGUUUUCAUAGUGAGUAUCCCCUGAACUCUCAGCUGCCAAAAGAAUAAUACUAGUGGAGGUUCCAUCACAGGAAUAACAAUUUCCUUCUUACUUCACAAGCUCCUCUGAUCUUGCCAAUGUGAUGUUUAAUUCAAAACAGCACACUUAACAGCCUUUAUUUUAUACUAAUUUAGAUAUUCACAUGGGGACUGAAAGUAGACUCAGUGGAGUUUUUUGUUUUUUAUAUUUUUAACAAUUGUACUUUUUCUAUCACUUUAAAAAAAUCUAGUCAGGUAAUUAUAGUACAGUUAUUUUUAAGCUGGGGUUAGUUGAACUUGUAUAGCAUUUAAUAUACUCCUUUUAAAUAUAUUUCUGCCAGGCAUGGUGGUUCAUGCCUAUAAUCCCAGCAC